AUGAAACCUAUAUGUGACAUGGUAAUGGUGUGCCCAUCUCCAGAAAAUGUUGUCAGAUUUAUAGCAAUUGUAUCAGAACUUAAGAAAGAGGAUGUUCAGGAACUACAACAGUAUUUUCUGUUUCCAUUUAUCACACAUAUAAGAUCUGCCGAGAUUAAAACUAAGUAUGAACAGCAAAGAGUUAUUAUUGAUGCAAUGAGGGUUGUACUGGAAAAAAUAACAGUGACCAGCUUUGAAAUGUGCAUGAAAAUUGAGACAGGCCUCCUGACCACAAUAUUCGAUAAAACUAAACCAGGCAUGAUUGCCGACAUACCAGAGGAGUUGAAACUAAGUAUAAUGAAAUGCCUUACUGCCCUGAUGUUGCAUAUUGAUUCACCUAUUAGGCUGAAGCUUUUGAACACCCAAGUUCCUUUAUUAGCGCAGACUGUUUUUGUAUCGGUACACAUGGCAAAGCUUGAAAAAUUCCGUGCAUUGAGGCUGGCUGCUAUCCACAAUGUAACAGCACAUACCAUUACACACGAGCAACUUACAAAUGAUAAGUACCAUUUAAAAGAAAGCAACCUCGAGCCAUUGGUAUUAGAUAUGCUGUCAGGAAUUCUGCCUGGUGUUUUAGCAGCUUUACAGGAUGUUGCUAUGUGCAAAGAAAAUCCAGGGCAUGCAAUUGUUGUGGCGGCAUUAAAUGCCACACACCGUGUGCUCUGCUUGACGAUGCACGACAAACGCUUACAGAAAAAAACAGACCUGACUCCCCAGGACUUUGCGAACAUGAUUGCGGUUAAAUGCAAGCCCGUAGACAAUGAUGUAAGCAGAAAGGCGAAGGACUUCGUGAGGCGGUCGCCUGAGUGGUACGCCAUGGCCGGCGAGAAGCUGACCCUGGUGGUCCGCAGCCUGGUGCCCCUCCGCACCCACGAGCACUACAAGGUUCGACUCGAGCUCGCUGUCCUCUGCUCGCGGAUACUGAACGAGUGCAACGCGGCGCUGCAGCCGUCGAUCCCGGUGGUGCUGGACGUGCUGAUGUCAUUGGCACGGGACCCCCAGCCGGAGGUGGCGGAGUUGUGCGGCCGCGCGGUGGACUCUUACCUGGCGGCGACGCCCCCCAGUGGCGCCAGGGACACCCUGGAAUGCCUGCGUGACAACUUGCUGGCGACGCUGACCAACCUGCCCAGGAUACUGAACAACAUCGACACGGGGCGCAAGCUCGCCGCGCUCAACCUGGUGCACGGCUACGUGCGCGCGCUGAGCGGCGGCGCGCGGCCGCAGCGGCUCACGGCCGCCGUGACGUCACGCGCCACGCUGCACGCCCUCUGCGCCGCGCUGCGCCACGCCGCCACGCACCGCACCCACCCCGCCCUGCUCGUGCCGCGCACGCAGAUCGGUACGCGAGUCUCGACUCUAUUUCGCAGCGGA
Molecule: messenger RNA, 1407 nt
Organism: Iphiclides podalirius (scarce swallowtail)
Lineage: Eukaryota; Metazoa; Arthropoda; Insecta; Lepidoptera; Papilionidae
Source: the annotation of a GenBank genome assembly